Penicillium coprophilum is the source of this 1458-nucleotide messenger RNA. RefSeq names its product chloramphenicol resistance protein. The record is from RefSeq and is a predicted model, not a curated record. Lineage: Eukaryota; Fungi; Ascomycota; Eurotiomycetes; Eurotiales; Aspergillaceae. The coding region runs from base 1 to 1458 and encodes 485 amino acids. Gene Ontology annotation, cellular component: membrane. Gene Ontology annotation, molecular function: transmembrane transporter activity. The transcript has 5 exons. Gene Ontology annotation, biological process: transmembrane transport.
AUGGUGUUUUUACGCAAGAAUCCGGAUGAAAGGCCCAACGAUCAGAUUUACUCUGUUUUCAAACCAGCAGAGAAAUGGUGUAUCGUUGCUCUAGCCUCAUUGGCGGCAUGGUUCUCGACACUGAGUAGUUUCAUUUAUUAUCCCGCUCUACCUAUGAUAUCCCAGUCCCUCAAUGUUCCCGAAAGCAAAAUUAAUCUCACUAUUACAACAUACAUGGCAGUUGCUAGUAUCGCUCCGGCUCUGGUAGGCGACAUGGCGGACAUCCUAGGCAGGCGUCCUGUUUACAUUCUCACUCUGAGUGUGUAUUCUGCGGCAAAUAUGGCAAUUGCUUUGGCAAAAUCCUACCCCUCGCUUCUGGGUCUUCGAGUCAUCCAAGCAUUGUCAAUCUCUGGUACCUUUUCAAUUGCAUACGGUGUCGUCACAGAUGUUGCCUCUCCAGCUGAAAGGGGAUCAUAUGCUGCUUUAGUAUCAUUUGCCACCACGAUAGCCCCUAGUAUCGGUCCAAUACUGGGUGGAGCGCUCACGUUUGCCGCUGGGUGGUGGUGGACCUUUUGGUUUUUAUGUAUUGCAUCGGGCAUUUGUCUGACGGUAAUGGUCCUUUUCUUGCCAGAAACAUCCCGCCACAUUGUUGGAAACGGCUCUAUACCACCGCCACGGAUGUUUCGAUUGCCAAUACCCAAAAUCAUGAACCAUUGGCAAAACAAUGACCUAGACCCAGCAGCUGUGGUAUGGCGAGUGCCUAAUCCUCUUAAAUCAUUUACAAUUCUUUGGCGCAAAGAUAACGCAAUAGUCAUUGUCGCGUGUGGAUUGCUCUAUGUCAUAUACACUUGUAUCAACGCCUCCCUCUCUACAUUGUUCGUGAAGAUAUACAAUUUGAAUCAAUGGGAAGCGGGUUUGAUCUAUCUACCUUUUGGGAUCGGUGGAUCAUGCUCAGCUUUCAUAUCAGGGAGAAUUCUAGAUCAAUCCUGGCAAAAGGCUGGGAAAGCCAAAGGGCUGAGCACGGAUAAGACUGUCGAUGAUAAUUUGGACACAUUUCCAGUCGAGAAAGCCCGUCUUCGCGUCAUCUGGGCUCCGAUGCUAAUCACGACUUGUUUGGUGAUUGGAUUUGGGUGGAUAUUACACUACCACAAGAGCCAAAAGUUCAUUGCGAUUCCGCUCGUCUUUCAAUUCUUUCUGGGACUUGUUAUGCAGCUCGACUUCAGCAUCUAUAAUACACUCCUAGUUGACAAGAACAAUCGAGCACCCGCAGCAGCUCAAGCAUCUAGCAAUAUCGUGCGUGGUGGGAUGGCCGCUAUUGCCGUAUCAUUCCUUCAGAAUAUGAUAGAAAAACUCGGCAUUGGUUGGACAUUCACAUUUAUGGGUGGUCUCUCUUUACUGUCCUCUGCGCUAUUUUGGAUUGACUACAAGAAGGGAGCGGAGUGGAGACAGAUGGAUGCUAAUGACGGAGUUGGUCUCUGA